Quercus lobata is the source of this 778-nucleotide messenger RNA. RefSeq lists its product as uncharacterized. The transcript has 7 exons. The record is from RefSeq and is a predicted model, not a curated record. NCBI's taxonomy places the organism in Eukaryota, Viridiplantae, Streptophyta, Magnoliopsida, Fagales, Fagaceae. The coding region runs from base 1 to 636 and encodes 211 amino acids.
AUGGCUAGAGAGACUAGCAACAUGAAAAACAAAUCUAGUCUUCGCCAUGACAAGUCCAAGAUUCCAAGAUAUCGCGACCCUGAUACAUCCUAUGGAAGCUUUUUAGUUUACAAGAGGCCUCAUUUUGAAGAGUUCAUGAAAUUUUGCUUUGAAAGAUUCGAAGUUGGAAUAUGGUCUUCUGCAAGGGAAUGGCAUCUGAACAACACCUUGGACUGUAUAAUGAGAGGAAUGAAAAACAAGCUUGCAGUUGCCUGGGACCAAGAUAAAUGCACUAAUUCUGGGUUUAAGACUUUGGAGAAGAAGGACAAGCCGAUCUAUUUGAAGGAGUUGAAGAAACUAGGGAGUCUCGGUUUUGAACAUUCAUCAGAAGUUUUGCUGAUAGAUGACAGGCCAUAUAAGACCUUGCUAAACCCACCCCAUACAGCAAUAUUUCUUAAUGAAUACAAUGUUGACCAAGUUAAUGAUACAGCUUUAGGUCCAAAUAGUGAACUGCGGCUGUACUUGGAUGGACUCGCGGAAGCAGAAGAUGUUCCUUCUUAUUUGAAAGAAUAUCCAUUCGGGCAGCCUGCAAUAACUCCAGAGCAUUCUGAUUGGGAGUACUAUUCCAGGAUUAUCCGCCGUCUGAAGGAGGAAUGAUCGACUGAAUAACGGAAUUAUGAAAUAAAAUUCAGAGACAUUCAAAAUGCUCUAUCUGGGUAUAGGAAUGAAAGUUGUUUUUAUGUUUAAGUGAGCUGUCUGCUAGUGUAAUUGAUCAUGUAAUGGCUUCCUCUAGUUAUGU